UCUCCUCUCCUCACCACCAGUCUGCUGCAUCUGGAGCUGCAGCUACGGGACGAGCCGAGAGGUCAAACAACAGCCGAUUCAACAGCGAACUCCGGGAGAAAAAUGCUUUAUAAACAGUAAACUGUGCAACAGAAGUGACUGCAGCAUUGUAACACUCAAGAGCAGCAGCUCUCUACCAGUGGACCUUCCAGACCAGUGACUGUCCACCAUGUUAUCCAGGUUGAGAACAUCCUGGUCCCUGAGGCCCUGUGUCUCUGUUUGCAGAUGGGCACACACCAAAGACAAGGGCAAACCCCUCAUGCUCAACCCUCGCACCAACAAAGGCAUGGCCUUCACUCUGCAGGAGAGACAAAUGUUGGGAAUACAUGGUCUGUUGCCUCCCAAAGUGGAGACUCAGGACACUCAAGCAAUGCGCUUUCAGAAUAAUCUGAAGAAGAUGACUGAUCCCCUAGGGAAGUACGUCUACUUGAUGGGCAUCCAGGAAAGGAAUGAGAGGCUUUUCUAUAGGGUGUUGAUGGAAGACAUUGAGGAAUUGAUGCCAAUUGUCUACACUCCCACUGUAGGCCUGGCCUGCACACAGUAUGGACACAUCUUUAGGAGACCCAAAGGCUUGUUUAUCUCCAUUCGGGACAGAGGACACGUCCGUUCCAUCCUGGACAACUGGCCAGAGACUAAUGUUGCAGCAGUAGUAGUAACUGAUGGAGAGCGAAUUUUAGGAUUAGGAGACCUGGGUGUUUAUGGAAUGGGCAUCCCUGUCGGAAAACUUUGCCUGUACACUGCCUGUGCUGGCAUAAGACCCGAGCGAUGUCUGCCUGUGGCGAUAGAUGUUGGCACAGACAAUGAGACUCUCCUCAAGGAUCCGCUGUACAUGGGCCUGUACCAGAAGCGAGAUCGCUCUCAAGCCUACGAUGAUCUGAUUGAUGAGUUCAUGGAAGCGGUGGUGGAGAAGUACGGGCAGGACACACUGAUCCAGUUUGAGGACUUUGGGAACCACAAUGCUUUUCGCUUCCUCAGGAAGUACAGGGAGAAGUACUGCACCUUCAACGAUGAUAUCCAAGGCACUGCGUCUGUAGCUCUUGCUGGUCUGUUAGCAGCUCAGAGAGCCAUUGGCAAACCCAUCACUGAACACCGGGUGCUUUUCCUGGGAGCUGGAGAGGCUGCCCUUGGUAUUGCCAAUCUGAUUGUUAUGGCCAUGAUGGAGAGGGGCAUGACCCAAGCUGAUGCCAGAAAAAAGAUCUGGAUGUAUGAUAAACAUGGCCUACUUGUAAAGGACAGACCGCAGGAAACGGACUCUAACCAGGAGGCGUUUGUCCAUGACAGUCCCGGGAGUGUACAGAGCUUCCUAGAUGCUGUCAACACCAUUAAACCCACAGCUAUCAUUGGUGUGUCAGGAGCUGGACGUCUGUUCACCCACGACGUCUUAAGGUCCAUGGGAACCCUGAACGAACGACCAAUCAUCUUUGCCCUGAGUAACCCAACCACUAAAGCAGAGUGCACAGCAGAGGAUGCCUACACACUCACUGACGGUAGAUGCCUUUUCGCCAGUGGCAGUCCGUUCGGCCCAGUGACCCUGAGUGAUGGCCGCGUCUUCACUCCAGGACAGGGGAACAACGCUUACAUCUUCCCAGGUGUGGCCUUGGCUGUGAUCCUGAGUGGAGUGAGACACAUCAGUGACACAGUAUUCCUCGAGGCUGCCAAGACUCUUUCAGAGCAGCUGACGGAUAAAGAGCUGGAAGAAGGCAGACUCUAUCCUCCUCUCUCCAACAUCAGAGAGGUCUCGGUCCAGAUGGCUGUCAAGGUGGUGGAGUAUGUCUAUGCUAAAGGCAUGGCGUUCCGCUACCCUGAGCCAGUGGACAAAAACGCCUUUGUACGUGCCACUGUGUGGGACACGAACUACGACUCCUUCCUGCCAGACACCUACGACUGGCCAGGCGUCAGCUUCACCCCCAAGACUGACUCGAAGUAGAACCGGCUCUCACUGUGCCCCAUGUCACACUGUCACUCUUCCUUUGUUUUCCACUUAAGUCUUAAUCACAGAUCUUUUGAGAUGACCUUUGUUCUCUUAGUGCAAACAUCUGCUUAUGAGAAAAGGCAGUAGAAGCCCCUUUCUGCUGCUUUUCACUUACUGCAUUUGCACUAAAGCAGUCUUAUUAGAUCUGUGAAAAGGUAAAGUGGGAAAUGGCUUCUUCACAUCCGAGUUCUUUAUCACCUCUACAUCACAUGUAAACCUGUACUGUCCCUGGAGGGCCACCUAGUGGUGGAAAAAGGCAGUGUGGAAAUCUGGUUUCAUUGUUGAAACCUUGAGAUACAUUUAUAUAUUUGUCAUAAAAUACCCUUUUGUCAGGAAAGGUCAUGCUAUUUUCAAAGGCAGUCACUCCAUAUUUAAUGUAAUACUGAUUCUAAUUUGAUGCAAAAUAGUUUUGUUGUGUACACUCCUGAUGCAGAAGGUAGUCUUUGAUUAGCACCACCAAUAAGUCCACUUACUACUAUUGUGACUAUAUGUAGCUACCUGGAAAUUGCCAAACUUAAUGCACAAAUUUUAACAUGCAGUAUAGACAUUGCCUUUUUUCACAACAAGUGGACCUCCGGUGGCAGAGCAGGUCUAGUAGAGCGGAGGGUUACAGUAUUCAGCCUUUGUGUUCAAAUUAGGAGAGGAAGAGCAGAAACAAUGCUACUCAGGGGAGAGUUGGAGUGAGAUUUAGAGAAAGACUGUAGAAAAUGGUUUAAUGAAGGGAAAUUACAUGAAAUUUAUAUCUAAAAACGUGUUAGCAACCAACCUCCACUCCAACAUUUUAUUUGUGUGAAGGGUUUUCGACACGUGUUUAUUCCUCUGAAGUAAUUUUAUUUUUGGGGGUGUGUUUAGAUGUUUUGUCAUUGUGCUGUAUAUUCAUUUGAAAGCCUGUCAUUGACACUCCUUUAAUGCGUUUUGGUAAGAACUCCAAGAAUCCCUAAAAUGAACUCUUGGUUAAGUGUGAUAUACAAACAAUACCCUAAAUAUAAAGAAACAAUGUGCAGUAUCAAAUGAUUGGAUAAACAUUAUUUUUUAUUUGAAUUAUAUUUUGUUUACUGUACAUGUCCUUUUGUGGAAACUGAGACUGUUUGCUGAAAGAGUAUUUAUAAAGUUGUGUUAAGGACAUCCAUGUGUGUUUUGGCAGGUUGGUGUAUGGGCUUUGCUCCAUAUUCAACAAAACAACAGACUUAUACGCUAUAAUCAUGUACGAUGAUCAUUUAUAAUAACUUAUAACACAGUCACAUUAUCUAAUAUUGACACAACAAAAAGGUAAGGCUUUGCUUAUGCAACUAUAUUUAUAUAACAUCUUUCAACAAGGCAAUUCAAAGUGUUGUACAUAAAAGAUAAAAGGCGUUAACAAAAACACAAGCCAAUAUUAAAAGAAAUAAGGAUAAUACAGAUGAACCAGAAGAAUAAAAAAUACAGUGCAGUGCAAGAUAUGAAUAAAUAGUCAAUUUGUUUUAAUAAAAGGCAGCGGCAAACAGUACAACCAUUAAGUGUUGAUUUAAUGCAGACCCUCAAGUUUUCUGGGACUUUCCGAUUUGUGGUGCAUGAUGUCAUUUACUCAUAAUUUACACUCCGGGCUAUUUAAAAUUCGUAUUAUUGGCAUAAAAAGAUAGUGACCAAGUAGCUUUUCAAGGAAACUUCUUGAAACUGACAUUUUGACCUUUUUAAUGUGGUUUUCAUCAUCACCACACAUUCUGAAAAAAACUUUCUGCUCAUGUCCAUGUCCCAAAACCAUCCUUACUGGCACUGUUAACGUACAGUACUUGAUGUAAAACCAAGUAAUGCUAUCACCGUCAGCUAUAACUAUCUGAAAUUUCACUCAUUUUUGUAUUGUAUUGUAUUAUGUAUGUAUACAAACAUUGGUAGUGAGUGCUUAUUUUUGAUGUGAAAGGUCUAACUUCUUAUACAUUAACCAUCCAGUGUUCUCCUGUCAGCUAUACAGUUAAAUAGUCACAGUUAUAGCAGAUGGCAGCAUCCUCAAGCCCAUCAUAUAGUUCAAUAUAUUUUAUUAACUUUAUUCCAGUUAUGUUUUCCUAAAAUUCUAUAUUUAAAUUCUAUAAUCUAUCUAUAUUUCAGAUUAAUGUAUUGCAAUUAUUUCAGUGAGACAUGUGACAGUGCACCUGCCAAGAUCUUUCACUUUGCUCUGUACUCUUUCUGGCUGCAGUCUAUUAUAAUAAGUGAGCUAAAGAUCUAAAAUGAUGUGUUCAAUGUAAAAUGUGAGAAUUAAGAAACCCUGACCAUAAACACAUACAACCGUACAGCUAACAUGUGUUUAAGUCUGAAAAAGUAACACAUUACAUUAAAACUACCAAUUAGUCUAUUGUAUUUGUACUAUUGCCUUACACACAGCUUUUAAGGGCAUUGGCAGUAUCAUGCAUGAGUCUUUAAUGUGUUUAAAUAUAUAUUCUAGGCUGCUGUGUAAAUUUUAAUCUCAGGAUAUUGUAUUAGGACCUUUUAACCACCUGCAUUGAAGUGCCUGCACGAUGUUCAGUAUGUGUUCAUAAUCACGUAAUGUUCCUGAUGUAGACCUCACAGCAUGCUGCAGGCAGAGCUGAGAAACAACAGCACUAUGAGCAAUUGCGUAGUGGUCAAUGUGCAGCUUUUUCUCUGAUAGACUUCAGGUUGUGAACACAUAUUAUUAAAGACAACGUUAUCUACUUAUCUAUAUUUUUAAAUAGUUUUAUUUAAAGAAAGGACUGAGAAACAGUUUAACUGCAUUACCUGUCGUGUCACCUGUCUAUCCAGUUCUCAAUAAUUGUAAUCGAGUAUGAGUUUUUACUGUGAUCAUGUGAUUCUUGUCGUCCCCAUAAGGAACAUUUACCAUGUGUCACUGAAGUGUGCAUUCAUAUAGUGCUGUGUCCUUCUUGUUUGUGUUUUUGAAGUUUAUUUUUGUUACACAGUAAUAUUGCCUCAGCGUUGGUCUAUGGUUUGUACUCAGAGAGCAACAUAUUUGUGCUAUGUGCUGUUGAAAGUGCAGAAUAAAAACUGUUUUAUACUGGC
Messenger RNA from Morone saxatilis (striped sea-bass), 5017 nucleotides. It is a transcript of the gene me2, whose product is annotated as malic enzyme 2, NAD(+)-dependent, mitochondrial. The record is from RefSeq and is a predicted model, not a curated record. Bases 209 to 1966 code for a protein of 585 amino acids. The transcript is spliced from 15 exons. Gene Ontology annotation, molecular function: NAD binding; malate dehydrogenase (decarboxylating) (NADP+) activity; malate dehydrogenase (decarboxylating) (NAD+) activity. Gene Ontology annotation, cellular component: mitochondrion. Lineage: Eukaryota; Metazoa; Chordata; Actinopteri; Moronidae. Gene Ontology annotation, biological process: pyruvate metabolic process; malate metabolic process.